GCAUGGAAGAAACGCUGGUUCGUCCUGCGCAGCGGUCGGAUGAGUGGCGACCCCGACGUCCUGGAGUACUACAAAAAUGACCACUCCAAGAAACCUUUGCGUGUGAUCAACCUCAAUUUCUGCGAGCAAGUGGAUGCAGGUCUGACCUUCAACAAGAAGGAGCUGCAAGACAGCUACAUCUUUGACAUCAAGACCAGUGACAGGACCUUCUACCUGGUGGCUGAGACCGAGGACGACAUGAACAAGUGGGUUCGCAGCAUCUGCCAGAUCUGUGGCUUCAACCAGUCCGAGGAGAACACAGAUACCCUGAGGAGCAUCGCCUCCAUGAACCACGCACCGCGGUCCUCCCCGGCAGAACUCAGCAGUGCCAGCCACCACCUGCUGCGAGAGCGCAAGUCCUCAGCGCCGUCCCACUCCAGCCAGCCCACCCUGUUCACCUUCGACUCGCCCGCCGGCCACCUCCAGAGCACCCUGUCUGCCAGUGCCCCCCAGGACUACCUUUUCCUCCACCAGUGUAUGAGCAGAAAGUCAGAAAAUGCAAGGAGUGCCAGCUUCUCCCAAGCCACGAGGUCUGCCUUCUUCAUGCGGAGUGACACGGCGGUCCAGAAGCUCUCACAGGGCAAUGGGCACUGCGUGAACGGGGUUGGAGGGCAGCUCCAUGGCUUUUACAGCCUGCCAAAACCCAGCCGGCACAACUCGGAGUUCAGGGACAGUGCGUAUGACCUCCCACGCGCCUUCGGUUCCUACACCCACCCCAAGUCGAGCCUCACCAGCUCCGAAACAGAUAAUGAGGAGGUCUACACCUACAAGACUCCCAACAACACCCUAUGCAAGGAGUUUGGGGAGCUCUCCACGGACUCGUAUGACAUCCCUGCCACCCCGCUCUCCAUCUACCAGAUCCCCAGGACAUUUACACUGGACAAGAACCACAACGCUCUGGCCAUGGCCGCCAGCGACUCGCCCGCUGCACCGCCCCCACGACCCCCAAAACCUGGGCAGACAGAGCCGCGGUGGGGCAGCCCGCCCCAGCGGCCCCAGCCUGGCGAAAGCUUAGGGCUGGCCCCCAUGGCAGCCACCAUUCCCCGGAGAAACACGCUGCCAGCAGUGGAGAACAGCAGGCUGCACCGAGCUUCUUCUUGUGAGACGUACGAAUACCCCCAGCACGGGGGCGGCAGCGCUGUGCAGUCAGUCGAGUCGAUGAACGACGGGUACAACUCCUACCUGCAAGCCAAGGCAGCGGUGGCCCGCUCCCAUAGCACCGACUCCGAGGACAACUACGUCCCCAUGAACCCUGGUUCCUCACCCCUGAUCCACGCUGAGAAAGCCAACGACAAUGCCCAAAAUCUCUACAUCCCCAUGAGCCCUGGGCCACAUCACUUUGACCUGGUGGGGUUGUCCUCGGCCACCCUCCCCGUGCAUAAAGGAGGAGCCAUGGCACAGUGCCACAGACGGUUGAGUGAAAUCCAGCCCCCGCCAGUCAACCGCAACCUCAAACCCGACCGGAAAGCAAAGCCAUCACCGCUGGACCUGAGGAACAACACUGUCAUCGAUGAGCUUCCCUUCAAAUCGCCAGUCACGAAAUCUUGGUCCAGGCCAACCCAGACCUUCAACGCCGGCUCUUUGCAAUACUGUCGCCCUGUCUCCUCCCAGAGCAUCACCAGCACUGACUCAGGAGACAGCGAGGAGAACUACGUGGCGAUGCAAAACCCCAUUUCUGCUUCUCCUGUUCCUAGUGGCACCAACAGCCCAGCGCCUAAAAAGAGUUCGGGGAGUGUGGAUUAUCUGGCCCUGGACUUCCAGCCAAGCUCGCCAGGGCCACACAGAAAGCCCUCCACCUCGUCAGUCGCCUCGGAUGAGAAGGUUGAUUACGUGCAAGUGGACAAGGAGAAGACGCAGGCGCUGCAGAGCACCAUGCAGGAGUGGACUGAUGUGCGGCAGUCCUCGGAGCCCGCCAAGAGCACGAAGCAGUAGCGCCUGGGGCAGGCAGCGAAACAGGCAAAUGUCCCGGAGGUUUUCCCCAGCUGGGGCCCUGCCAGGCUGCCAGCUCCACUUGGGCUGGAUUUCUAAGACUUGUCUGCGGAGGGG
Molecule: messenger RNA, 2085 nt
Organism: Gymnogyps californianus (California condor)
Lineage: Eukaryota; Metazoa; Chordata; Aves; Accipitriformes; Cathartidae
Gene: GAB2
Product: GRB2 associated binding protein 2
Exons: 9
Coding region: 40-1971 (643 amino acids)
Source: RefSeq, a predicted model, not a curated record